AUGACACCAUUAGCUCAUCACUUACCUUACACUCAUCAAACUGCAACCGAUUCUCCUGACUCCGACUACUUAUCAUCACCAUCUCCACCUCCGACAUUCGAUUUCGAAGAUUUCCAUUUAUAUGAUGGUCUACAACAACUAGAACUAGCUGCGCAACAGCCGCGAACUUCCUUCAACUUCUCGUCACUCUCUCAAGGGGCAGAUCCUAGCCCAGCCGACCUGCAAUUCCUGCAAACUUCGUAUUCCUCAAACGCCCAGUUUCCCGGUCAGACAUCUGCACUGCAAAGUGUCGAUGAUUCUGAGUCUCCAUUACCGCCGAUGAGUGGGGGCUCCAAUUUCGCACAUAACACUUGGCCAAAUUUCAGCGAGCAAGGAUACCUCAGUCAGCAAACUCCACAACAAUUUCAUACACCGCAAGGGUUUCGCACUCACAAGAGAUUAUCGUCAGGCUCAUCAGUCGCUUCAACAGGCCCAGCCUCUCCCUACACCCAGUCAUCUACCUACCCGCAAAUUGUCGAUACCGAAACGCAUUCGGCCUCUUCUCCUCAUCUCGAUCCCUACGACACAUCAUACCAACACCCUCAUCAAUUUGAGAAACAGGUCUAUUUCCCGCAACCGAGUCCUCUCAGUUUCGUGAACCAGCCCUUCCAACACCUCAGCCUGUCAGGUAAUGAAGCAGGAGGUGCGAUGAUGGGUAGACAAAGCGCAGGAGGAGAUGCGAUGGCGCAAGCACACAUGUCCAACACGAUGGGCGGGCAGCGCAACACGCGCAGGUCUACAGCAGCUCCUGGCAUUGCGGAGUUUGCGCGAACAGAGUCAGCUGCCAUGCAAGAUGCGGGAUACAGCCCGUCAGCAGGCCAACACCUGGCGCAGAACUUGAGCCAAGGACAGACACUGGCACCACACCGCCCUUCAGUCCUCAGCGAUCUGGUACACCAGGCCAACAACGCGCGAUCGACCUCUCCGUCGAUGGACCUGUCGCGUGAGCGAUCCCCAUUCCGACACGAUUCGGAAUUCGCGGGCCAAGGCCAGGGCCAGACCACGCCUGGACUGCCGAACAGCACCGGAACAUCCCGCAUUAACGCCGUAACCCAAGCCCGGCAAACACGAGAGCAGCAGUACGUGCAAGCAGAAGUUGCCCGUGCUUACGCGCAGCAAAAGCAACAGCAACAGCAACAGCAACAGCAACAGCAGACGCAGGCAGUUCCUCAAGGUUACGGGUCAGCCUCAAACACCAUCUCGCCAAAAGAGGCCCUUCUGGACUACAAGGCCACUGACGCCGACCACGCCAAGUUGCCUGCGCAGCAUUCUCACUCAUCGGCCCACGCCGCCCAGAACCAAUUUGUCACAGCUAAUAAUGAUGUGUCGAGUAAUACCAUUACCGGGAAAAAUCGUGGCACUUUUCACCCCCAAAAUGGCCUUGCAACGGUAUCAUCGAGUCGUGGGCAGACUCCGACCUUUUCCUCAUCGCAACAAUCAAACCUCUCAGGCAGCUUCACUUCGAUGCCUCCAAACAACCCCAAUGUCGGCGCUCAAUACCCCUUCAUCUCACAACGCCGUCAGUCCAGCAGCUUGCGCAGCGGCCAGUCGGACCAGGCACCUGAAUUCCCGGCACAUUUAACGUCCAUGGAAUCCACCAAGUCGGAUUCAAGCCGAGAGCCAAACGUUCGUCCGCCCGUCUUUGUGUCGCAAGAAACGACAUCCUCUCAGCGCUCCGAAAAUGCAUCACCUUACCCACGACCCCGCGACACGUUUGCUCAUACUAACACCUAUGUCUGUACAGCCCCAAAGUGUAAUGCGCGUUUCGAUGCCUCUGCAAAACUACAAAAGCAUCGCAAGGAGAAUCACCGCAGCUCACCAAAUCGCUCAUCUACGUCCACGACAUCCUCGUCAGCGGUAGUAAACACUCAGGCCGCCACAAAUAAUGCCUCGCGCAAUAAUGCGCCAGGGCCACAUAAGUGUGAGCGCACCAAUCCUAGUACCAACAAACCGUGCAAUACAAUCUUUUCGCGAUCCUACGAUUUGACGAGGCAUGAGGAUACGAUCCACAACAAUCGGAAGCAGAAGGUGCGAUGCCACCUCUGUACAGAAGAAAAGACAUUCUCCAGAAAUGAUGCUCUCACUCGACAUAUGCGAGUCGUCCACCCAGAUGUGGAUUUCCCCUCUCGCAAUCGACGACAGAGAUGA
Bacidia gigantensis is the source of this 2187-nucleotide messenger RNA. RefSeq lists its product as uncharacterized. Lineage: Eukaryota; Fungi; Ascomycota; Lecanoromycetes; Lecanorales; Ramalinaceae. Bases 1 to 2187 code for a protein of 728 amino acids. Gene Ontology annotation, cellular component: nucleus. The transcript has a single exon. Gene Ontology annotation, biological process: regulation of transcription by RNA polymerase II. The record is from RefSeq and is a predicted model, not a curated record.